GUGAAGUUUAUCUGAUAUCAUUUGAAUGCAUACAGAAUUAAAAGCAAAAUGCCUUCUUGCAUCGAUCAAAAUCAAAUACUUGGCCGAAAAUAAGUGAAAGAAAAGAACAAUACGAACAAACAGCUUAUCUUAAAGAGAAAGAAAUAGUGUUGACUAUCGACGCAAUGUUGUGAUAAGUGAUCCCAUUUAUUUCGAUAUGAUUUUAUUUGAAAAUAAACAAAACCAAUAACCCCAUUCGAUUUUCUCGUUUUUUCCAACUUUAUCGACACUGUUGUUUUUAAUAUUCUAUGAUUUCUUGCACUGUUUAUUUCUGGAAUAGAAAAAUUAUACAUCGUCAUUUAUUCGAAGUUUAAAUUUUGAUCGAGAAUUGAACGUUAAAUUAAAGUGAGAAUUUUUGUCAAAUAUUUGUGAAAAUGCUAAAAAUGGGAGUUAAGAAAAAACAUGAUCAUGAAAGUGGUUUUUUUGAGGAAAAUUUAUGCGAACCAACCAAAUCAAAUCGUAAUUUACAAAGCGAAUGGGUUCAUUCUUACCAAAAUCAAUCAACACGAAACACGCCGACCGCACAGCAAAAUAACGGUGAUUCAAAUUAUUUGAAUAAGCCAAUGGAUUUACUUGAAAUCGCCCGCGACAUAAAUACAAAUAACAAAAAUUACGGCCACUAUCUAUCAAUGUAUGAUCGCGAAAAAAUGAGCUCAACCGGUGAAAGUAAAAGCAAGCAUAGUUCACGUAAUCGUACAUGUAGGCAUCAAGUAGAAAGUAGCUCAAAUACUGUUUCACACACAAUUGUCAUCUCAGAUGAAGAAGAUGAUGAUGAGGACACACAUAAUGCGCACAACCAGGCUAAUGAAAGUUUUUAUAUGACAAAAAGCAACGGACAGCACAAUAAACGAGCCUCAGAUGAAAUAGUGGAUAUAACAGAUGAUGAGGAAAACGAGGAGAAUGAUAACGAUGAAGAAAGAUACGAAUCAAAAAAAGGUUACAAAGGCAAUCACAAGCAUCAAGGAUAUCGUGGCAAGAAAAGUGAUCAAGUCAGCAGUUUCGUGACAGAUGAUAAACAUACACGCAGCAACAGAUCAAACGAAAGGGUUGCAGGCAGCGAAACGCUUGCUAAAGAGAUCGAGCAAGCAUCAACAAUCCGACCACAAGCAAAUCUCCGAGAAAGCGAUAAAGUGAAUUUAUCACACUUCGAAUUGAUUCAAGUCUUGGGUACUGGAGCUUACGGAAUUGUCUUCCUUGUACGAAAGAAAGGUGGCAAAGAUGAUGGCCAAUUAUAUGCAAUGAAAAUCUUGAAGAAAUCAGCUAUAGUACAAAAAGUGAAAACUGCUGAACAUACAAAAACGGAACGCCAGGUACUUGAAGCUAUUGGACGUAGCCCAUUUUUGGUAUCAAUGCAUUACGCCUUUCAAACAGAAUCGAAACUCUACUUAGUAUUAGAUUAUGUAAGUGGUGGUGAGCUAUUCACUCAUCUAUAUAAGCGUGAUCACUUUACGGAAGAUGAAGUGCGAAUUUUCAUAGCCGAAAUUGUGAUAGCAAUUGAACAACUUCACAAAUUAGGGAUUAUCUACAGGGAUAUAAAAUUAGAAAAUAUUUUACUUGAUUCCGAUGGCCACAUAGUCGUUACUGAUUUUGGGCUAUCAAAAGAACUGACCAAAGAAUCGAAUGGCAGAUCAUACAGUUUUUGUGGAACAAUGGAGUAUAUGGCACCAGAAGUAGUACGUGGGGGAAAGAGCGGACAUGAUGUUAGUGUUGAUUGGUGGUCAGUUGGUGUCCUUUGUUAUGAACUUCUUACAGGUGCAUCACCAUUUACCAUUGAUGGGGAUCCAAAUAAACAAAAUGAAAUUUCAAAACGAAUCUUAAAAGCAAGCCCUCCCAUGCCAGAGAUCAUUCGCGAAGACGCUAGUGAUUUAAUAACCCGAUUGUUGAACAAAGAACCAUCAAAACGUCUCGGAACCGGUUCAAAAGGGCCUGAUGAAAUCAAAGCUCAUCGUUUCUUCAAAGGAAUUGAUUGGGUUAAAUUGGCGAAAAAAGAAAUCGAUGCUCCAUUUAAACCAAAUAUUCAACAUCGAUUAGAUACAAGUAACUUUAGUGAUGAUUUCACCAAAAUGCCAGUAGUAGACCAGCCAUGCAAACCCCCAGCUAAUCAUGAACGAUUAUUCAGAGGGUUUUCAUUUGUUGCACCUGAUCUUCUCGACGGAUAUGACUCGAAGAAUUUGGAUAGGAAGCCAAAUAUUGAAGAAGUCAUUGAGUAUAAUGAGAAGAAUGGAUCAUUUUACAAGAAAUAUACGUUUGAGGGUACUCAACCAAUCGGUGAUGGUUCAUUUUCAAUAUGUAUGAAAUGUAUUGAUAACGAUUCGGAAAAAGAAUUUGCGGUUAAGAUACUGCGAUCAAAUCAAAAUGUUGAUUCUGAAAUUGAAGCACUGAAAAUAUGCCAUGGCCAUCCAAAUAUCGUCAGUAUUGUUGAAGUAAUAAGAGAUAGUGCGUUCACGUAUAUUGUUACUGAAUGGCUUGCUGGUAGAGAACUCUUCAAAUACGCACAAGAACAGCAACUAAAUGAAAGUGAGGUGCGUGUCAUUUUCAAAGAAAUUCUACAAGCUGUUACACACAUGCAUUCACAUAAAAUUGCACAUCGAGAUUUGAAACUGGAAAAUAUCAAAUUCACCAGUAACAAGGCCAGUAUGACAAAUAUCAAAAUUUUAGAUUUUGGAUUUGCUUGCAACAUGAACGGCGAUAAGAAUGAAAUGGAAGUGGAUCGCUAUACGCUGGACUAUGCAGCUCCUGAAAUUUUGUCGAAAAAAAAAUACACCGAAUCUUGUGAUUUAUGGUCAUUGGGUGUAAUUUUAUACGCAUUAUUGUGUGGUGGCAUGCCAUUCCGUCGAAAUGGCAUGAGUAAUGAUGACAUCUCAAACAUCAGAGAAAAAAUUAAAUACAACAUUAUACACGGAUCAAUUGACUGCCGCAAUGAUCAAUGGGCUUCGCUUAGUAAAUCUGUCAAGGACCUAAUACGACGACUUUUGACUGUAUCUCCAGAAAAGAGAAUCAAGCUAUCGGAAAUUUUUGAACAUGCCUGGCUGAAUUCCACGGAGAUUGAUCCACCAAGUGCGAUUCUAGUUUCGACAAAAACAGAUUCAAAACAAAGGCAACACACUUUAUCAAAUCUAGCUGAUGGACAGACUGGAAUAAUCACACGGAAAAAGCGAGGUGACCGAUCAAAUACAAAAUACUCUUCAGUUGCCAGUACAGAUGCAUUGGUGGAAAGUACUACAAAUGAAUUGAGUUACAACAAAAUUUCGACCGAAGUUAACCACACAAUUGAUGUAUCAGAUCAAUGUAGUUGGUCAACAAGCAAUGAACCCACAAAUCCAAUCAAAAAUAGUGUCAAUGGCGAUGAGGUAUACAACGAUCAUGUGAUUGACGAAAAGAUGGAUGACAUUGACAAUAACAACGAAAAAAUUAUUGAUCAAGAUGAUCAAGAAGAUUCAAAUCGUCAUCAAAUGUUCUCUAGUGAUCUGGUAAAUUCUCCAGUAUAUGAGGAGAUCGCUAUUGAUGAGCCACAAGAAUAUAUCGACAUUUUGCCAACACUAUCAAUCUUGGAUGAUGUGAACAACGAUAGUUUUGAUGAGUUCAGUGAUGAUGAAGAAAUCGAUAAACUAUACGGUUUUCAAACAUGCGAUUCAGCACUGAUGUUGAGCUUGAAUCGAUCAAUGGACCUGAAAACAUUUUCCCGUUAUCAAUCACCGCGCUGGUAUCCAAAUCGAUCAAUAACACCAUUCAGAAAGCGAAACUAUCCCGAUAUGAUGAAAUCCAUCUUUAACACAUUUACCAACAAGAUUGAUGAUAGUAUCGAAACUGCAUCUCGAGGUGGGCCAAAGCGUCGACGUCAUCAAAAAUGUAAUCAAGCUCAAUAAAAAAAGUGGUUAGUUAAAAUGAGCAUUGCAGCUGAAAAAUUAAAUUAUGUGAAUUAAAAACAUGUCUCACAACAAAUAUCCAUUAUAUCCACUAUACAAGAUGACUCAGACUUCAUACUGUUAUUCUUUUUAUUAUGUGACAAUGUAUUAUCUAAAAUAGAGAUAAAUUGAUACGACAAAGAGAAAUGUAAAGUCAAUUGCAAACGUUAAAGUGUACAUAAAAAUUAUGUAUUCCAUCUACAAAAUGGAAAACGUGUCAACUAGAUUUAUGUAAUAUAUUAUAGUUACAUGUUACAAAAAUCUCAAAAGAUUGAAUCAAUUUUCAAAAAAAGAAAGUAAAAAAAGCGUUUGAACUAACAACCUCGAAAACCUAGUUUUUACGCCACAAAGACUUACAAAGAAAAUACACAUUGUACACACAAUAGAUACCCUUUUCAAAUUAAAUGAAAAAUUAACAGAAACAGAAAAGUGCCUUUUCUAGUAAAAUAAAGAACAAAAAGGUGAAAAAUUAAUAAAAAGAUAAAACAGCAGCAACAAAAAUCUAUAUGUUUGUAAAUAUGAAUUAUAUUUAAUACGAUAAAUUAUUAAGCAUUUCUACUAAUUGAGUUCAGUAUGAAUGAACUUAUGGGAUUGGGAAAAAAUAUUUUGUUUUGAAGAUACUCUCAUAAUAGGAAAAAAGAAAUUCCAUCUCCAAGCGCAUUUCCAUUACUUAUGUUUUUGUUGCGUAUAAACAUUGAACAAUUCAUUGAAUUGAACUGAAAAAAAGAUUUGAAUGCAUAAUUUAAAAAGCAAAAAACAGAACAGAAAAAACAUAUUAUCUUAAUUUUACAUUAAAAAAAACAACGAUCACGGCGUAUUUUAAGUUAUAAAACAAUUGUUAUCAAUUAUAUAUCUUACCAAAAAAGAGACAUUGAUUCUAUCGAUAAAAUUAUCUAUUUUCUUAAGUACGGUCGACAGCAAUCGAAAUAGAAUAUAAUAAAAUUAUGCAAAUAAGAAAUGUUUGCAUUUAAUAUGCAAAUGGUA
This is a messenger RNA of Contarinia nasturtii (swede midge), 4928 nucleotides long. RefSeq names its product ribosomal protein S6 kinase alpha-5-like. The coding region runs from base 414 to 3905 and encodes 1163 amino acids. The transcript is spliced from 13 exons. The record is from RefSeq and is a predicted model, not a curated record. Gene Ontology annotation, biological process: protein phosphorylation; regulation of DNA-templated transcription. Gene Ontology annotation, molecular function: protein serine/threonine kinase activity; ATP binding. NCBI's taxonomy places the organism in Eukaryota, Metazoa, Arthropoda, Insecta, Diptera, Cecidomyiidae.